AGGUCCAUUCUUUACACUGCACUUCUUCCACUGUGCACUCGCAUGCCAAGUGUGCGUUUACGGGUCAUUAGUCUAUCAAGCGAUUUGUUCAGGAAACAUUGUUAUGAAAUCAGUCCCCAAACUUCUCUUAACAGUACAAGACCUUAACUAUGAAGUUCUUCACAUUUAAGGACUAAACUUCUAAUAUUUUUACAUUUAAGGAUAGAUAUGUUUCAUUUUUACUCUUGUGACUCUGAAAAUACUCAAAAACAUGUUUUCUUAUAAAGGUAUACAAGUUUCUUACUAUAGCACGAUGCUUGAUUGCAUGUUGCAAAAACCAUUGCUCGGAUUUGUUUUACAAGUAAAAUAUUUUGCAUUGCUCUUUUUAUAUAGACUGGAAGUUGAGCUAGAGCAAUGUUGAGUGUUCAUUCAAUUUAGCAUUAAAUAGAUAGAGUGCUUUAGUCAUGUGUUUUUGGUGGGGACAAAGUGAAUGCCUAGAUUCCCCUUUUUCAAUUAUAAACUUAACUAUGAAAAUGAAGUUGAUAGGAGCAAGGUACUUUAACAAAGGUUUAGCCGCAUCAGUUGGUGACCAACUAAACUCCUCGUUAACAACCUCAUUAUCAACUGUGAGGGACCUUCAUGGCCAUGGAUCACACACCCUAUCAACUGCUGCGGGCAAUUUUGUUCCGGGAGCUAAUGUUUUUGGCCAUGGUAACGGGACAACAAGUGGGGGAUCGCCUGCAGCCCGUGUUGCAACUUAUAAAGUAUGCUGGCCCGAAGUUGGAGACGGUGCAUGCAUGGACGCAGACAUCCUUGCUGCCUUGGAUGCUGCAAUUAGUGAUGGUGUUGAUGUGCUCUCACUGUCAAUCGGUGGGGUGCCAAAUGAGUAUUUCGAGGAUGGAAUUGCAAUUGGGUCCUUCCAUGCUGUCAAGAAUGGCAUUACUGUGGUUGCUUCUGCUGGCAAUUCUAGGCCAACACCAGAGACUGCGUCCAAUGUGGCACCCUGGAUAUUUACAAUUGGGGCUAGCACAGUUGACAGAGCGUUCACAAGUUAUAUCACGCUUGGGAACAAGAAGAAGAUCAAGGGAAUGAGUCUUUCUGCAACAACUCUAUCGCGUAGGAAAUACUAUCCACUGAUCACUGGUGCAAGCGCUAAAUUAGAUGACGUCUCAAAAGUAGAUGCCAACCUGUGUGAGCUAGAUUCACUUGAUCCUAGAAAGGCUAAGGGGAAGAUUGUGGUGUGUCUUCAAGGGGGAGGUGGAACAACAAAGAAAGGGGUAGCAGCCUUAUGAGCCGGAGCUAUUGGCAUGAUUCUAACAAAUGAUGAGCAAAGUGGGAAUGAAGCUUUUUAUCCCCCAAAUUUCCACUUGACAUUUUUUUCUUCCAUCUGCCAAUUUCCACCAAGGGCUUGAUGCUUUUUGCCAGCCCACCAGGGCUUACCUGUGCCAACCCCCUACCCGAAAUAGUACUCUCCUUCUACGGUCUUCCCUUCUCGUAUGCCUCUAGCAAAAUUUUCACCACUGCACCUUUAAUUGAGCUGAUGAUUUCUGCUACUAUUCUGUUGAUAUAGGAUUUCCAUAUCUUAUUUGUUUGGAUACAGAGGAGACUGAUCCGAUUGCAUAUGGAAGACCCUUAGAUUUCUCAAAAUCACAAGAUGGGAUUCCUAGCUUGGUUUUUGGGAUUUUCAGAUGUGAAUUGCUGAUGGUUAAAGGGACACAUACUCUGUCGACAUGUGAAGCAAAUCCUGCCUUUUUGUACUGAAAUGGAUUAAUAUGUGCAAACUGGGUAUAUUCUAUAAGAGAAACAGGACCAAUUGCAGGAUUUCCAAAUCUCAUCUGUUUGGAUACAAAGGAGAAUAAUCCCACUGCAUAUGGAGGACCCUUAGAUUUUUGAAAAAUCACGGGAUGGGAUUCUUGGCUUGGUUUUUGGGUUUUUCAGGAUUUCAAAAUCUCAUUUGUUUGGAUACAGAGGAGACUGAUCCAACUCCAUAUGCAGGACCCUUAGAUUUCUCAAAAUCAUGAGAUGAGAUUCCUAGCUUGGUUUUUGGGUUUUUCAGGUAAGUUCUCAACAAUUCCUCUCAGAAUUGGAGCUGUGCCAAUAUAACUUUUGAAUAGAA
This is a messenger RNA of Rubroshorea leprosula, 2095 nucleotides long. The record is from the annotation of a GenBank genome assembly. NCBI's taxonomy places the organism in Eukaryota, Viridiplantae, Streptophyta, Magnoliopsida, Malvales, Dipterocarpaceae.